Messenger RNA from Symbiodinium sp. CCMP2592, 885 nucleotides. The record is from the annotation of a GenBank genome assembly. NCBI's taxonomy places the organism in Eukaryota, Dinophyceae, Suessiales, Symbiodiniaceae.
AUGGAAGCCAAGCGCAUGCGUGUGGAGGGUAAGAGCCCCUAUCCAGCGCGCGGCAAUCGAUUUCAGGACAAAGUCGUGAUCGUCACAGGCGCCGCUGGAAACUUUGGCUCGGUAUGUGCGCAAAUGGCGGCAGCUGAGGGUGCCAAGCUUGCACUUGUGGACUUGGCCAAGGACAAGCUCGAGUCUGUCGCCGAAGACAUUAAAAAGACCUACAGCGUCCCUGUCAGAUCAAUUGUUAUGGACGUUACCAAGGAGGCAGAGAUAGAAAAGAUGGUUGCAGAUGUGAAGGCGGAGUUUGGUUGCAUUGAUUGCCUUUUCAACAAUGCUGGCUACCAGGGCCUAUUUGCUCCUGUGGAUACCUACAGCUUCGAGGACUUCGAAAAGGUCAUGAAGAUCAACGUGACCGGCGUGUUCGCGGUUCUCAAGCACGUGUCUAAGGUCAUGGUGGAACAGAAGGCGGGUGCCAUCGUAAACACAGCCAGCUGUGCCGGCUUGGGCUGCCCCACGAUGAUGACUGGCUAUGCUACGAGCAAGGCCGCAGUUCUCCAUUUGACCAAGAUUGCUGCUUUGGACCUGGCGCCCAGCAACAUCCGCGUGAACUCCGUAAGUCCGGCAUUCAUCGGGCCGGAUGACGGCUUUAUGUGGAAGCGGCAGGUGGAUCUUCAGGCGAAGGCAAAUCCAACUGGAGCUCCUGAGCGGUACUACUCCAACGACAGUGGGCAGGUUGCCAAACAGAUGCUGGAGUCGGUGCCGCUGCGCCGGUUGGGCCGGCCGGAAGAGGUGAUUCAAGCCGUGCUCUUCCUGCUCAGCGAGGAGUCCUCCUACAUCACGGGCACGGACAUCAACAUUUCCGGUGGCAACGUUUUGGGCGGCUCCAGGGGGUAG